AGCUACUAGUAUGUCCGCGUGUUGGGCUCUGUUUUGUUGGCAAACAUGUCGAAAACAGUGUUUGUAACAGUUGGAACAACAACGUUUCAUGCACUCACAAAGACAACAUCAUCGAGGCGCCUUUGCAAGAUAUUCAAGACACUUGGUUACAACAAGCUGACAUUGCAGACUGGAAGAAUAGAUUUUGAUAUUGAAGACAGCGAAGUGGAUGAUUUUACAGUGGAACAUUUCGACUACAAAAACUCCAUUGCUGAGGACAUUCAAGGAGCUUCCCUUGUCAUAAGUCAUGCAGGUGCGGGGAGUGUCCUGGACGUCCUGGGGGCAGGGAAGCCCCUGCUUGUGGUCAUCAAUGAGGAGUUGCAGGGAAACCACCAGAUAGAGCUGGCACAUCAGCUGGCCAUGGACGGACACCUGUACUAUUGCACCUGCAGCUCAUUGUGUGAGAAACUACAAUCGUGUGACUUCUCCACGUUGAAACCACUCCCCCCUGGUAAACCUGAAAACUUUGCAACAUUUCUGGAUUCAGCUUUGGGAUUUUCAUGACAGUAAUUAAACUGUAUUUAUUUCA
This is a messenger RNA of Haliotis rufescens (red abalone), 568 nucleotides long. RefSeq names its product UDP-N-acetylglucosamine transferase subunit ALG13 homolog. The transcript is spliced from 4 exons. Bases 46 to 543 code for a protein of 165 amino acids. The record is from RefSeq and is a predicted model, not a curated record. Gene Ontology annotation, biological process: dolichol-linked oligosaccharide biosynthetic process. NCBI's taxonomy places the organism in Eukaryota, Metazoa, Mollusca, Gastropoda, Lepetellida, Haliotidae. Gene Ontology annotation, molecular function: hexosyltransferase activity.